AUGGCUCUGCAGCUUUACUCACAGUCCAGACGUUCGCUUUUAAUUAACGUGUUUCUAUUGUAUUUCGUCAACAUUUUGAAUUCAAGUGUAGGCUCGCCGAGUUCUGAGAUUGUUCAAAAGCUUGAACACAGAUUGCUAAACUCUUAUGACAAGAGCGUCAUCCCCAAAAGAGUACUGGAUGUGGGAGUGAAUGUCACGCUGGACUUGGCAUUAAACCAAAUUAUCGAUGUGAACAAGCGAUCGCAGACUAUGACCGCUGUCAUUUGGGUGCGACAGUAUUGGAAUGAUCACAGACUUCGCUGGAAUUCCUCCCAGUUUGACGGUGUGAACUUCAUUGUGACUCAAGCCAGUUAUCUUUGGCUUCCUGACAUCACACUGUAUAACAAUGCUAAAGAUGAUUAUAACAUCGACAAGGAGUCGUAUCACAGCCUUACGAUAUCCUCUGAUGGAAGCAUAUCCAGGUACUUCCCGACUAUCUACAAAUCCUCCUGUAAACUGGACGUCAGGAACUUUCCCUUCGAUGACCAGGUUUGCCAGCUCAAACUGGGUUCCUGGUCGUACAACAUUUAUGAAAUGAAUCUCUUCACUCAAGGAGAUGGUGACAUCAGCUCGUUUAUAGGAAACGGUGAAUGGACGCUUCAAAGCAUGCCCUCGCAAAGACACGAGACUACAUUUCGCUGUUGUCCGCAUCCGUAUGUGUAUCUGACAUACGACAUUCACAUUAAACGAAGGUCGUUAUAUUAUGUACUCAACUGUUUUAUGCCCUGUCUCAUUAUGAUGGCUUUGACAAUCCUCUCAUUCUACCUGCCUUCGGAGACAGGAGAGCGAAUGGGUGUCGGUAUAACGGUGCUGUUGUCUUUGAGUAUCAUUCAGUUGAUUCUCUCCGAUUCCCUUCCACCCACAUCAGAAGUGCCGCUGAUAGUAGUCUACUACGGGCUUACAAUGUUGAACAUUUUCAUGUCGUUGGUUUUCUCAUGCAUUGUUCUUACUUUGUACCACCACUCUGCGCACUCCCUGCCUCACUGGUUGAGAGCUGUUCUGUGCGAAUGGGGGGCAAAAGCGAUGCGAAAGCAACAGGAGUGGUCCGCAAUUAAAGAACAGAAGAAACAGAUGGAAAUGAGGGAAAAAUCCACGUCAAACGAGAUGGUUACCAAUGGAGUUGUGGUGAACUGGAUGCCAGCUCCAUCACUGCCUUCUCAUGUGGCAAUCACGGAACUUAUUCCAGGCCAAAACCCAGAUGACCAGUCCAGCGAAACCGAGAAUGAUUACCUAUUAAGUCAAAGAUACCAUGAGGAGGACAAAGCGGAUAUCCUUCGUGAGGAAUGGAGAUUCGCCUCGCGAGUGGUGAAUAAGUUCUUUAUGUGGAUCGUGGUGUUCGCGAUCGCGAGCAACGCUUUGUAUGUCAUUCUCAAGGCCCCAAAAGGAAAUUUUAUCUUGAAUUGACAAGCAAAAGAUACAGUCUCUGUUGACCGUGACAUCAGUCGCAGGGGCAAUAUCUUGGCUGCGAGCCAGAUGUGCCCAUGAAACCGCCUAGAUGGGCUGGUGAAUAAACUACACCGUAUUAUUAGUUUGAACUGUUUUGAAGCACAGUAUAUAUACUAUCAUUAAAACUGAAAAAUCAUGGCACGUUUUCCAAAAUAAAGGCACAUCUCAUUUGCACCCAACGAACACUAGUCGACCAGUAAGGCUGAAUGAGCCUUUUGCCAAAGACAAUAAGGAAGCUGUGACUCGACAAAACAAAGCCAAUUUUGUUGUUGUCUUUUGCAGUGAAAAGGAACCAAAAAAAAGGUCGAUGAGAGUAGCCGAUAAAAAAAGCAAUAAUAAAGUCCAUAAGCCGUUCUACGGUUCUGUCAAACAGAAGAUUGUUGCCAUUCAAUAUAACAAUAUUUGAAAAAACAAAAGUCCUUAUUGUACAAGCCUUGUGUCGCGUUGUUUGCCAACAGAUUUCUCUUGUAGUUUGCUGUAAGAUGAUAAAAUGGUAGAGUAAUCAGCCACGAGCUUCACUAGUGCUGUGGUUUCUUAAAUAAACUUUGUAUCACACUUGA
Orbicella faveolata is the source of this 2045-nucleotide messenger RNA. RefSeq names its product neuronal acetylcholine receptor subunit alpha-10-like. Gene Ontology annotation, cellular component: membrane. NCBI's taxonomy places the organism in Eukaryota, Metazoa, Cnidaria, Anthozoa, Scleractinia, Merulinidae. Gene Ontology annotation, biological process: monoatomic ion transmembrane transport. Gene Ontology annotation, molecular function: extracellular ligand-gated monoatomic ion channel activity; transmembrane signaling receptor activity. The record is from RefSeq and is a predicted model, not a curated record.